AUGCUAUCGACUUGGUCUCGAGCUGCUUCAGCUCAUGUCUGCAGCUGCAGAGCCUGCAUCCACGCCACUCGCUCCCCGACGACACGCGCCGCUACCCUGGUGACCCGUUUUCGAUGCUCACCUUUUGGCCUCGCCUCCACCACCCUCUACACCACCCACAGCGGCUCACCCACUGUCCGUGAUGCCCACAACAAGAAUGUGCGGCCGGCGGUGCUACGCGGGAGCAUUGCUUCCUCGAGCAAUGGCAAUGGCUUGACCCUGUCGCGCAGCCUGUCGUCCUCGGCUGCCAGCAAUCAAGAUGCCCCCGAGCGCAACUCUUCCAAAGCCCAGAAGCUCGAAGAAAUCAUGAGCCCUUCGCUCGGAAGGAACGCCCUGGAGAUUCUCGAAUCCAUUUGCAAGAUGGAACCUCACCUCAUCCGCCAUGUCGAGAGCAAGCCAGCCUUCCACAGUUUCAUCCGACAGAUGCACAGCAUAUACGGUCCAAAAGGAACACUGGCGGGCUCAUACGAAAUACUUGGGCCUAACUUCGAUCUGCUUGCCGAAUCCGUACGGCAGGAAUCUGAAAAAGCUGGCAUCCUUCACCGCGAACCUAUGACGAAUCAACAAUUCGAGCGAUUGCAUGACUCUAUGAACAAGCUCGUCGACUCCUUGAUCAUUCAGUCUUACUAUGACGAGACCCCGUCCGACCCCGAGUAUGCUCGCAGGUCGCUCAACAGUUUGGACUCUGCCUGGAACGCAAUGCGCAUGCUCCGUUCCGAAGGAUACCCGCGUUACAAUCACCCGGGGCUUGACCCGGCAGCAGCAGAAGAGGGCCGCACCCAGCUCUCGGAGAUGCUGCGAAAGCUGUUCGACACGUGGGAUCAAGCCACACAUCGCAAGUACCAGGUGGCUAAAAUCUGCUACAACUUGCUUGUCUGCCCAGUCCCGCCCAGCAUCCACCACUAUAACGCCCUCAUCUUGGGCUUCACAAGGAAAGGGAUGCACAAUCUCUCAGAUCUAGUGGCGGAAUGUCUCCUUGCAGACAGCCGUCUGCGACCCACCCCUCAAACCGUCGCCUGUCUGCUGGUUCAUUAUCGCCAGAAAGAUGAUAUCUUUGGCUUCUAUGGCAUCAUACGCCGCAUGCUGGCCCUCGAUAACCGUGGCAUGCUCCUCAGGCGGCGUUGGCAUCAAGAUGUCAUCGAUAUUCCGGACCUGCGCAAGUGGGCCAUGCAGCCCGAGGUGACGACUUCUUUGAAAGGCAACUGGGUCAUCGAGAUGCCGACGAGGAACCGAGAAAUAUACGAAAGCAUGGUCUCUGGGCUCCUGCAUUUCGGUCGUGUCAAGGACGCGGCCAAGGUUUUCGUCGCAUCGCUACAGGAGAAAUGGGGCAUCAGUGUCGAGCUUUUCAUCUACCUGCUAAAGUCGUGUCUGUACCAUCUCGAUGCCCCCGCGGCAGACAUUCUCCUGCGCGGAUUCGUCGAAAAUGCCAGGGUGAUGAAUUCCCUUAUUCUCCGGGCCAACUGCCCAAGGAAACUGGCGGAGCACCUUUAUCCGCUACUCAACAUGGGCAAACCUCCCAGCUGGCCCUUCUCGGAAGAACGGGCCACCAUGGUCUGGCACUCUACAACCCUUGCAACCACUGCAGAGGACCGUAAGAGCAUCCGGCGGCUCACAGUCGCCAUGUUCAUCAGGCAAGCGGAGACACACCUCGUGAGACUGGAACCCAUCAUUCGACGUGCAAGUCGAGUCUUAUACACGAGGCUAGGUCCGCUGAACACGAUCGAUUACGCAAAGAUAGCCAUAAGCGAGCUCUCACGCGUGAAGGUGCACAACCGCCGGCUGGCCAUGGUACUACUGAAGCACCAGAAGCUCUUGAAGACAGCCAAACAACUCGAGGCGAAGACGUGGGACCUGUACCCCGGGACGACGGAGCAGCUGUUCUGCAAAGUGACGAAGGUUCUAAGGAAUACGAUCCCGGCGCCGACUGACGCGGGGGGCUGGCAGCUCUUCGAGCACGACCGGAGGAUCACCGCGCUCGCCGCCGAGUGGAUGCGGUACCGGCUGGACCAGAUGUACGGCAUCAGGGAGGAGGCGCAGCGGGUCAUACUCGAGAUCGAGUUACGGCUCGUGUUGGCCGCCCAGUUUCAGACGGCCGUACGCGGCAUACUGUGUGAGCUGUACGACGUCAAGGUGUUGAUGCCGUUCACGGACGAUUCCACCACUCUAGUGUCAUUCCGUUCACGAGAUGAUGAGGGCGUCGCCCCGCCUGAAGAGGUGACAGACGACGUCGAGCCGGAGGAGGAGGGUCUGGACGACGAGCUGCCGGUCUGGGCCCCCGGCCCCGUUGCCCAAUCUGCAUGA
Diaporthe batatas is the source of this 2340-nucleotide messenger RNA. RefSeq lists its product as uncharacterized. The coding region runs from base 1 to 2340 and encodes 779 amino acids. The record is from RefSeq and is a predicted model, not a curated record. The transcript has a single exon. Lineage: Eukaryota; Fungi; Ascomycota; Sordariomycetes; Diaporthales; Diaporthaceae.